AUGACAAAAAAUGAAAAUAUAACAAGAAUAUUUAUUGAACAACCUUCAUACGAUGCAUAUGAUGAUAAUAAAGAUAUUAUAUGGCCAACAGUUGUUGGUAUUUUUGUUGCAUUAGCAUUAGGUUGGAUGAUAUGUCGUUAUAAAUGUUCAUCGAAAGAAAGAUCUCCACAUAUUGUUCGAUGUUGUCCAAAAACAUUAUGUAAAAAUAUAAGAUUAUGUUGUAUGUGUAUAUUUAGGAUAAAACAAAAACAAAAACCAACUUCAGAUUUUGGAAUAUCAACAAUUAAUAAACCGAGAGCAUCAUCUGGUAGUAGUUUACAGGAAACUCCAUUUCUUGGUUAUAAUACUUCAAUAAAUCGAUUAUCUUUAGCACGAGUAUCUCAACAAUGGCCUCCACCUUUUAUACUUAAUCAAUCUCCUUCUUUCCCAUUAACAAUAGCAGUUUCAUCAACAAUUCCACCAACAUCCGAACCAAAAAGACAUCCAUUACGACGUGAAUCAACUCUACCGGAAAAUUCUAAUGGAAGACGAGAAUCAUCAUUAUGGCCAUUUCGUACAAUUAAUGCAGUAUUUCAUAAACAAACUAGUGAAAUUAAAGAAAAUGAUCUUUUUUUCAGUGCAUAA
Molecule: messenger RNA, 624 nt
Organism: Adineta steineri
Lineage: Eukaryota; Metazoa; Rotifera; Eurotatoria; Adinetida; Adinetidae
Source: the annotation of a GenBank genome assembly